CGUCGUGCUCCGCGACUAGUAUCCCGCAACUGUGUACAAUACAAUCGCACGUAAGCGCCGACCGGUUGCAGCCGCCGCCGCCGCGAUCUUCGGAUCGCCGUCCCGCGAUCAUCACUGCGGUCGCGACAUGCUGCUAAACCAAAGAUUGCGGCUGGGCGGCGGCCUGUUGGCGCUGGGUGUCGUGGCCCUGUUCGCGGCCCACCCGCCACUGGUCAGGGGCGGUAGCUCGCACAACCUGGAGAGCCACCAGUACAAGGACUCCAGGAAGUGUCUGUUGCAGCUGACGGCCCGGACAUUGGGUUGUGGCGGUGGCGUCAGGCGAACGGUCGUGACGACCAAACGUCGGCCAGACAAACGCCAACAUGGCGGCGAAACCGACAACGAUUUGGAUCAGAACAACAAUAAUUUUGAUUACAAUUACGACGACGACGACGGCGGCGGUGGCGGUGACGGCGGCGAUGAUUCCGAGACACGGCAGACGUUUUACGAACCACCGCUGAUCACUGACCCGAGGGACAGGAUGUUGCCGGUCAUCUACAGCCCGAGGCCCAUGUACGCGCCGCCACGCCAUCAGCAGCAACAGCCGCAGCAACAGCAACAGCCGUACAACAGGUACGACGACCAAGGCGUCGCCCCGAUCAGCCCGUUCGAGGUGCCCAUCAUCAUCGGUAGUUAUCAAAACGUCGACGUAAAAUUGAAUCAAGAUAUGCUCCCAGAGUGUCCACCCACCGAAGAUGGAUUUGAACGGUUCGCAUGUCCUUCUCCUGACAAGGAAGGACGAUUCAGGUGCAUAGACGAUCACGUUCUAUGUGACGGAUACAUUGACUGUCCAAAUGGUGACGAUGAAGAUAGAAAGAAUUGUUUCUUCUUCAAAACAACUAAAGCUCAUCUGGACAUACUGGCAGACGCUCUUCUUCGAUGGGCAAGAGGACGCUAAUCCAAAAUUUAAUUUAAAAUAAUAUCUUGAUAAAACACGACAAUUUUAAUUCAAAAACCAUAAUUUCAUUCAACAAAAUAACUCUCCUUCUAUAGGUUUGAUUGAAAAAUAUUUUUUUUCCCAGAAACUAAUUUAAGUUACUUAUAAAAAUUGUUCGCAUAACAUGCGCGCAAACAAACGACAAAAACAAUUUACAGGAUAAAAUGGAGGCCUGGAAUACAAAACGCUUUUUGGCGUACUACUACUGAUGUUACACCGGUAAACAUUUCAAAAGUCUAUUAAAUUAUAAUAUUAACCACGUUUUCCUUUUUUAUGUGCUCAUAACAUUAUAAUUUCAUUUUAAUACUACUGAGUUCCUACAAUAGUUGUUGUUACCAAGCAUGUGUCAUGUUGAUGUAUAUUUGUACGGGUUGUAUAUUAAGUUAUUGGUUUUUUUUUAAAACUCUAUCUGUGGUCACUGGUCAAUCAGAUCUGUGAAUGAGAUCGCAAUAAAUCAUUGUGUGUUUAUUUAAA
Molecule: messenger RNA, 1450 nt
Organism: Rhopalosiphum maidis (corn leaf aphid)
Lineage: Eukaryota; Metazoa; Arthropoda; Insecta; Hemiptera; Aphididae
Gene: jeb
Exons: 4
Coding region: 128-937 (269 amino acids)
Biological process (GO): positive regulation of MAPK cascade
Cellular component (GO): terminal bouton
Molecular function (GO): transmembrane receptor protein tyrosine kinase activator activity; protein binding
Source: RefSeq, a predicted model, not a curated record